AUGGAUGUGGGAAGGCGCAACUCUACAUUGCAGAGUAUACUGAGCCACGGCGGUCAAAGUGCCUUAUCCUGCAACAAAAAAAUUCAUCGCCAUUUAGUCAUUGAGAUUUAUCAGGGCCAUUUCCUGAUGCUUGAAAUGAGCGUCGGUGAAAUGUUGUCUCAGUUGCGAAGUUUGACACUAGGCAAAUCAGACAUUUGCAAUUCCAUUGGCGCCAUAAGUUAUCGCGAUUGCAAAUUGAUUCUCACAGAUUUUAAACAAAUUCCCAACAUAGAGUCAAGGACAGGAUGUAUAAUAGUAACCAUGCCUCCAGUUGUUUCUAUAAUCACUAAGGAUCAUAUCUACGUAAUAGCCAAAGAGGAGCUAAAUUUGGAUAAUUUUCUGAGCCGCCUCUGUGAGAUUACAAAAUUUACCUCAACAGGAUCGCUUAAUGAUACAAUAUUAGAAAAUAUUGAAGCUAACUAUCUCCCGGACUACGAUAAAAAUGUCACUUUACUGGCUCUCGAGUGUUGUAUAUCAGUGGCCCUGGAACAUCUUAAACAAGAUGUAAACGAUGUUCAGAGGGAAUUUGAGGAGAUAAAAUCCAGAUUACGGAUUAAAAUGCCAUACAAUGUCAUAAUGGACGGCUUACAUUCCUUGAAGCAACCAAUUGGAAACACUCAGGAAAAAGUAGGUGCCUUUGCCAGAAUUUUCUGUGACAUUGUAAACGAUACCGCAGAUAUAGCCAAAUUUGAACUAAUUAACAAUGAUACAUUAGAAACUGAUCCAACCAUGUCACUAAAUGGCAAAUGCGCGUCCCAAGUCAACCGUGAUUUAGAAAUUCUGUUCGAGUAUUUUGACCAAGAAGUUGCACAGUAUGCCAUUGAAAUGAGGACUCUCGUACUAGCAGUUCAAGAUUUGGAAAGUCAUAUAAGCAUUAAUUUGUCAUUUGCCAGGAAUCAAUUGUUGCGGUUAGACCUAAUGUGCAACGUCAUCUGUAGCGGUUUCACGUUUGGGGCAUGUAUCAGUGGCAUUUUUGGGAUGAAUUUGAAAAAUGCAAUGGAAAAUAGUGUUUCAGCAUUCGUGGUAAUAACUUCAGUGGUUGUUCUGUGUUGUAUCUUACCUAUGUUCUUCAUUAGGAUCCUAUUCAAACGUAAUCGCAUUUAA
Messenger RNA from Babesia microti strain RI, 1143 nucleotides. Its product is annotated as CorA-like Mg2+ transporter protein, putative. Gene Ontology annotation, biological process: magnesium ion transport. Lineage: Eukaryota; Apicomplexa; Aconoidasida; Piroplasmida; Babesiidae. The record is from RefSeq and is a predicted model, not a curated record. The transcript has 4 exons. Bases 1 to 1143 code for a protein of 380 amino acids. Gene Ontology annotation, molecular function: magnesium ion transmembrane transporter activity.